AUGAAUAAAAAGAUACCUUCUAAACCAGCAACCGUCACUGAAUCAGGGAAGGACGCUUGGUACCGUUCAGGGAACCUAGCUGAUCCAACUCUCGAAGUAGUGUGUGAGUUUUACCCCUCACAGCGAUUAGGGUUGCGUUCUGGGAAACAGAGAAAGACAGGGGAGUCUAGUACACCAACUCAAUCUCAGUUUCUCACACCAGGAGAUGCAGCCAAGUCUCCAUAUUUGGCUAAGGAAGCAGGAGCCUCACCUCAGUUGAGAUCGAAAAGGUCUGGUGACAAAAGUGCUGAACCAAUGCCUCCUCUCAUCAAGAAAAGGUAUGAUCAGUUCCUUAAGCGUAAAGUACUUGCUGAGCGAUCGGUCGAUAUGAAGGAAGCUGAUCAGUGGGGUUACUUGGCGGUGAUUAAGAAAGGGUCUAUAAAAUCAACUGUCUCGAAUCUUGCUGUGUAUGUUGAGAAAGUUGUAGCUGAGUUCUAUGCAGGUCUGCCAGGUACUAAAGCUGAAGCAGAUGUUGAUGAAGUAGUUGUUUCCGUGAGAGGACAAGAGUACAAGUUCUCACCUGCGCUCAUCAACAACGCCAUAGAUUGGGAACCACUUACUGAGGAAGAAGAGGAGGAAGACACAACUUUGGAUGAUAUCUCAGUAACUGAGUUGGUUUCAUUCAUCACUGGAGAUACGAGGACAGAAUGGGACGGUCUCACUACAGCGGAUCUUACUCCGUGCUACGGUGCCUUGAUGAUCAUAGCUGCAUACAACUGGAUUCCUUCUACUCACAAGACUUAUGUCUCACUUGAGAGGGCACGGCUGAUCUACAAGAUGGCUCAUGGAGUCCGUGUUGAUUUGGGUAAGAUGAUGUUCAGACAGAUUCUCAAUCUUGGAGUGAUUCAGGUCCAUGAUGCACGUUGGUUGAUCUUCCCUCGCUUGAUCAUGGCACUCCUCCAAAGCCAGCAUGCAGUUACAUCUUACCCUAGUGACAAGCUCCAACGUCCGGUUCCUUACAAGAAGGAUAAACGAGUGGGCGAGAUUUAUGAGCAGAGACUAGCGAAAGGAAAGGGACCAGCUAAAGCUGAACCAAAGAGAAGCUCUGCCAGGACAACCCGUCAAUCAUCUCCUGCUCCGAUUCCUGCUCCACGAACUGCUACACCAAGCUCCAGGACUGCGCCACGUCGUGUAUCUCUGUAUGAACUUGGAUCAGUUGCCAUCCCUCGAGGACCACUCAGCCGUGUUGAUUUGCAAGUGGCACUACAGGACACAACACGAGCCCUUCAAGCGCUAGCUGAGAUAGUUCAGGAUCUUCAGAGCGCUGUAGCAGGGGGAGAAGAAGAAGACUAGGAUGUAGAAGACCAAGAUUGUGGGGGAGCUCUGUGUUCUGUUGCUUUGUUUUUAUGUCUAUGUUAUUUCCAUUGCACCACUUGUUGCAAUUUCUUGUCAUCCAUGUUUUCAGACUGGCUAAGAUUAUGGGGGAGCAUUUGCAUAUGCUAUCUUUUGAUAUUAUGUAUUAAUUUGCUUGAACCCGUUUUUAGGAUAAUAUAAGUAUGUUCUUAAUUGUCUUGAGUUGGUUGAAUUAACAUUUAGACAUAUGUACUGGUGCUGUUGUGUGUGGAUUGUUCUUGUCUUUUAUCUCAGGUACUUGUGAGACGACGAAUUAAAAAGGGGGAGAUUGAAGGUGUAUGGGAAGACGAUGCUGUAGCAGAGCUGAAGUAGUUCAUGAAGUGUGACAUGAACUACUACAUCAGAGGGGCGGUUCGUGAGAAGCACAUAUCA
Messenger RNA from Raphanus sativus (radish), 1764 nucleotides. RefSeq lists its product as uncharacterized. The transcript has 3 exons. Bases 1 to 1332 code for a protein of 443 amino acids. The record is from RefSeq and is a predicted model, not a curated record. NCBI's taxonomy places the organism in Eukaryota, Viridiplantae, Streptophyta, Magnoliopsida, Brassicales, Brassicaceae.